Penicillium waksmanii is the source of this 1488-nucleotide messenger RNA. RefSeq lists its product as uncharacterized. NCBI's taxonomy places the organism in Eukaryota, Fungi, Ascomycota, Eurotiomycetes, Eurotiales, Aspergillaceae. Gene Ontology annotation, cellular component: endoplasmic reticulum membrane. Gene Ontology annotation, molecular function: Delta14-sterol reductase activity. Gene Ontology annotation, biological process: ergosterol biosynthetic process. The record is from RefSeq and is a predicted model, not a curated record. The transcript has 3 exons. Bases 1 to 1488 code for a protein of 495 amino acids.
AUGGCUCCAAAGACGAAGUCCAAGAUCCCCGUCCAGCCCGUGCCGGAGAAACGGGGCUAUGAAUUUGGUGGACCUCUUGGUGCUUUCGGAAUUAUCUUUGGUCUUCCUGUCCUGACCUAUGUCUUUUUCUUUGUCUGCAAUGAUAUCUCAGGCUGCCCCGCGCCUUCGUUGUUGAGCCCAUCCACUCUGUCUCUCGAUCAAUUGAAACGCGAAGUUGGCUGGCCCGCGGAGGGUAUUGCGGGUUUUUAUGAUACCGAGGUGACUUUAUGGACCCUGAGCUACUAUGUAUUCAGUCUCUUCCUGCAGGUGUUCCUGCCUGGCCAGGUGGCCGAGGGUGUCGAGCUGGCAUGCGGGGGAAAGCUCAAGUACAAGUUCAAUGCAUUCCCCACGGCUAUGAUCAUCCUAUCCGGUCUUGCGACAGGUACCUACAUGUAUGGAGCCGAUUUCGUUGUUUGGACCUUCCUGUGGGACAACUACCUGCAGGUCAUCACGGCCAAUCUCUUGAUCGCUUCGACAGUCGCCGUUUUCGUCUACAUCCGAAGCUUCUCAGUUCCCCAGCCCGGCAGCGCUAACCCGGAGCUUCGACAACUCGCCCCGGGUGGACACACUGGAAACCCACUAUACGACUUCUUCAUCGGCCGUGAGCUGAACCCCCGAAUUUGCCUCCCCAUUCCUUUUGUGAGUGAGGAGUCACGCACCAUCGAUAUCAAGAUUUUCAUGGAGAUGCGACCCGGCCUGCUCGGAUGGACCAUUCUGAACCUCUCCAAUGUCGCCCACCAGUACCGCACCUACGGCUACGUGACCGACUCCAUUCUCUUGGUCACUGCUUUCCAAGGAUUUUAUGUCUUGGAUGGCCUGUACAUGGAACCCGCCAUCAUGACCACAAUGGACUGCAUCAUGGAUGGGUUCGGAUUCAUGCUAUCCUUUGGUGACCUUGUCUGGGUUCCCCACAUAUACAAUGUGCAGACCCGUUACCUUUCCGUUUUCCCCAUGGAGCUUGGCUGGAGUGGAAUGGCCCUCGUGCUGGGUGUCACCGCCCUUGGGUACUCGAUUUUCCGUGGCGCUAAUAACCAGAAGAACCGAUUCCGCGCCGAUCCCAAUGAUCCUCGUGUCAAGCACAUCAAGUUCAUUGAGACUGCCAGCGGAUCCAAGUUGAUGACUUCCGGCUGGUGGGGUCUAGCUCGCCACAUCAACUACCUCGGUGACUGGACUAUGUCAUGGGCAUACUGCCUGCCUACUGGCAUUGCUGGCUACACCAUUAUCGAGAGCAUCAGCGCAAGUACCGGCGAACUUCAGAAGCAGGCCAUACAGACGCCCGAGUCGCGUGGUUGGGGUAUGAUCCUCACCUACUUCUACAUGAUCUACUUCGGUGUUCUUUUAAUCCACCGUGAGAUGCGCGAUGAGGAGAAAUGCCACAGGAAGUACGGCAAGGACUGGGCACGUUACACCUCGAUGGUUCGCAGCCGUAUCAUUCCUGGAAUCUACUAG